Populus nigra (black poplar) is the source of this 1317-nucleotide messenger RNA. Its product is annotated as protein BASIC PENTACYSTEINE2-like. Gene Ontology annotation, cellular component: nucleus. Bases 345 to 1199 code for a protein of 284 amino acids. The transcript has 2 exons. Lineage: Eukaryota; Viridiplantae; Streptophyta; Magnoliopsida; Malpighiales; Salicaceae. Gene Ontology annotation, biological process: response to ethylene. Gene Ontology annotation, molecular function: DNA-binding transcription factor activity; sequence-specific DNA binding. The record is from RefSeq and is a predicted model, not a curated record.
CAACAUUUUACAGAUAAAAAGGCCGUGAAGUAACCCUUAUAUAUAGUUAGGGAGGCGAACAAAGGAAAGGCAAGGUUCCAGUUGACCCAAAAGACUAGCAACUAGCGAGGCAAGUGCACGUUAAAAACGAGUGAAAAGAGUAAUUACAUACAAAAAUGGCGUUCGUAACUUCAUUUUUGUGCUUCUUUAGUGGAGGAGAAGAAGAACCCUAAAAAGCUCACUUCAUCUUCUUCGAAAUUUUUAGGUGAACCCAAUUUGGAGAAUUUUUAGAUUAGCACAAUGCUGACAACAGAUAUUGUGUUAAGGUGAAAUAAAGUUAUCUUGAAUUGUAGUGGUUUGAAAUAAUGGAUGAAGAUAACAGUUUGAAUAUUCGUAAUUGGGGUUACUAUGAGCCAACAACUGUUAAAGGAAAUCUGGGUCUUCAGCUCAUGGCUCCAACAAUGCCUGAGAAACCCUUUUCGGGUUCGCGCAGUGCUGCCAUCAUGACUAGUAUGAAUGAAGGUUUUCAUCAUAGGGAUAUGGGGGUUUCGCAGCACAUGUUCCCUAUGGAGCACAUGAGGGAUCCUUCAAUUGACAAGAGAGAAAAGUUUCACCAUGUAUUCACUGGAAACCAUGAUUAUGAUGUGGUUUUUCCGGAAACAUCUUCAGCUAAUCAUAUGCAAAUGUUUCAACCACCUAAUUCGGCAAAUGAUGAAACACUGGACCAAGUUGAAGGUGCUGGUGUUGUUGAAAAGGAAAAUGGUCCUGAUAAGAAGAAGCAGCGUCCUAAAGCCUUGAAAUGCCUUAAAGCAAAGAAGGGUAAGAGAGGCCCUCAAGUACCCAAGCCUGACGGUAGUACUUCUGCUCAACAAGGAAAGUCUGCCAAGAAAACUGUUGAAAUUAUGAUAAAUGGGAUCAGUAUGGACAUUUCAUUAUUUCCUAUACCAAUUUGCUCAUGCACUGGCACCCCCCAACAAUGCUAUCGUUGGGGUUGUGGUGGGUGGCAAUCAGCUUGUUGCACGACAUGCAUUUCUGUGCAUCCCUUGCCUAUGAGUAUGAAACGACGUGGUGCAAGGAUAGCAGGGAGAAAAAUGAGUUUAGGAGCUUUUAAGAAGGUCAUAGAGAAACUUGCUGGUGAAGGCUAUGACUUCUCUAAUGCAAUUGAUCUCAGAACACAUUGGGCUAAACACGGUACAAACAAGUUUGUCACUAUCAAGUAGAUGUCCCAUGUGAAUUCUCUUUCUGCUUGCACUCUUAGCUUUUUCAAUAUUGAUGCCAAGGAAAAUGCUGUAGAGAUGGGAUUUAUUUAAUACAUUUGUACCUCAUAGUUUCUUUUUC